Messenger RNA from Beta vulgaris subsp. vulgaris (sugar beet), 1185 nucleotides. RefSeq lists its product as uncharacterized. Gene Ontology annotation, biological process: protein dephosphorylation. Gene Ontology annotation, molecular function: protein tyrosine phosphatase activity. Bases 98 to 853 code for a protein of 251 amino acids. The transcript has 5 exons. The record is from RefSeq and is a predicted model, not a curated record. NCBI's taxonomy places the organism in Eukaryota, Viridiplantae, Streptophyta, Magnoliopsida, Caryophyllales, Amaranthaceae.
UAACAAACCAACAAAAAUGACCAUUGGCCAAUCCAAAGCUUCAAACCUCAAAAUUCCCAAAUCCCAAAACAUCAUCAAACAAACAACAUAACCAAAAAUGCAGGCCUUGCACAGUAACAGUAGAGUGGUGGCACAACCAAUUUUUCAUUCCCAUUUUUGCCAUUUCACAAACAUUGUCUCUCAUAUUCCUCCCAAACAACACUACCCUUUUCCUCAAAUUUCAUGCCCAUCUCCUCUUUCUCUUAAAAAUCUGAACUUUUCUUACCCAAUUGAAAUUAGACCCACAAUCAAAGCUUUUUCUUCAUCAUCAUCAAUGGCUUCUUCUGCUCCUUCAUCUGCAGAAACCAAGCCUUUCUCUGUCCUCUUUGUUUGCUUGGGAAAUAUCUGUAGAAGCCCAGCUGCUGAAGGGGUUUUCAGAGACAUGGUUACAAAAAAAGGGCUUGACUCAAAUUUCAAUAUUGAUUCUGCUGGAACCAUUGAUUUUCAUGAGGGUAACCCAGCUGAUUCAAGAAUGAUAUCAACUGCAAAGAGGCGUGGAGUUGAAAUUACUUCAAUAUCAAGGCCAAUCCGCCCCUCUGAUUUUAGGGAUUUUGAUCUGAUUCUUGCCAUGGAUGAAUCAAAUAAAGCUAACAUUCUGAAGGCGCUUGAUGGAUGGAAACGGAGAGAAACUCUCCCUCCAGAUGCUGAUAAGAAGGUUAAGCUAAUGUGCUCUUAUUGCAAGAAACAUGAUGAAACAGAAGUUCCAGACCCCUAUUAUGGCGGACAACAAGGAUUUGAAAAGGUUUUGGACCUUCUCGAAGAUGCUUGUGAGUCCUUGCUAGAGACCAUACUGACAGAGAGCCAACAAACUUAGAUUUUUGUCAGUUAAGUCUGAUUAUACUUUGAUUUCAAGGGUCGAACCAUAUACUUGCUUCUUAUCACCCCCGCUCCAACUAAUAUGCAAGGAGUUUCUUGUCAGAGGGCUUUAUGUAUUGUAAUUUGUAGACUGUACAUGAAAAUAAGCUUGUUAUUAUUGGCCGGAUCUUCAGCUCAAUUGUUAAGACUUGAUUCUGCCAUAUCCUACAUGAAGUUUGUUGUAUAGUGAGUUGUGAUUUCGGUGUUCAUUGGCAUCAGCUGCACUUUCGAGAUCAAGCUAAUACAAUGUGGAACAAUUGCUAUUUUGAGAAGAACUAUAUUUUUCUUUCA